AAAAGAAAAAUUAAUAACAUGUCAAUUCUUUAUUGCACAAUAACUCGUGGCACUACAGUUCUUGCAAAACAUGCUAAAUGCACUGGAAACUUUCAAGAGGUCGUUGAACAUAUUCUUGUCAAAAUAGAAACAAAUAAAGAUUCUAAAAUGAGUUAUACACAGACUGGUUACUUGUUUCAUUAUAUUGUUGAAUCUGGCAUCAUAUAUUUAUGUAUAACAGAUGAAGCAUUUGAUAGAUCUACAUCAUUUACGUUUUUACUAGAAGUGAAAAAACGCUUUACAAAAACAUAUCAACAUCGAAUUGAAACUGCACUUCCAUUCGCAAUGCAAAGUGAAUUCUCUAAUGUUCUUGCAAGUGAAAUGAAUCGUUUUUCAAAUUCACUCAAGAAUGAUCCUACUCAGUUGAAAAAUGUUGAAAACCAAAUAAAUGAAUUAAAAGGAAUAAUGAUAAGCAACAUAGAUACUAUUACAAGGAGAGGAGAGAAACUGGAGUUAUUGGUUGAAAAAGCAGAUGAUUUAAAUGCAUCGUCGUUAACUUUCAAAAAAUCAAGUAAAUCAUUGUCAAGAGCAUUAUUUAUGAAGAACGUGAAGAUAGGAAUUGCAAUUUUUUUAAUAGUUUUGGUGAUCAUUUUGAUUAUUGUAUUUGCUUCGUGUGGUACUAACUGGAGUAAUUGUGGAAAAUAAGAGUUUCUAAUGAUAUUUUUAAUUUAAUGAAACAAGUUUUUUAUUCCAAGAACUUUUUCUUUUAAAAAAAAAAAAAUAGUUUUAUAAAAUUUUUCAAAGAAUUUUUGAUCUAAAAGAGAUUUUGGAUCUGAAAAGUUUACAUAAUUCAAUUUUUUUAUACAAAGCAUUUUUUUUAUUUGUCGUUCGUCAUUUAUUUUUUUGAUUUUUUCACGACUCUUAUUCAUUGGUCUUUUUAUAUAUGAUUUAUCUGUACUUAUCUAAUCUAACACCUUAAGCUAUAGUAAAUACACUUUAAAUACAACCUCUAUAUACCCUAUAAGCUGUAAUUCUUAAUUCAGUAUAACUUUUUUAAAUUGCUAAAUCUUUAUUUCUUGUGUCUUGAUCUCCACUCUCUUUUAGAAUAUUUUGAUAAAAUCGUUGUUAAUCUUGUUAAGAUGUGUUAUAUAUUUUGUUUUUAUCGCUGUUUUAUGAAGUGCAAAACUUAUAAAUUAUUUUUUAUAAAAGUUAUUUAUAGAUAGAUAGAUA
Molecule: messenger RNA, 1209 nt
Organism: Hydra vulgaris (swiftwater hydra)
Lineage: Eukaryota; Metazoa; Cnidaria; Hydrozoa; Anthoathecata; Hydridae
Product: vesicle-associated membrane protein 7
Biological process (GO): exocytosis; vesicle fusion
Cellular component (GO): membrane; SNARE complex
Molecular function (GO): SNARE binding; SNAP receptor activity
Source: RefSeq, a predicted model, not a curated record